AUGACUAGGGAUCGGUCACAACUUUGGACGGCGACGAUGCUAUUACCUGAUGGCAAGGUAAGGAUCGAUGACCUAGAGCUUCAUCACGUUCUUGAUCUUUGUGCUGCUCCAGGUGCUAAACUUUGCAUGAUAUUAGAACUGCUUGGAAACUCAGGUUUCGUAACCGGUGCCGAUAUGGCAAGACACCGAUUAGCCGCUUGUAGAACUCUGGUCCAGAAAUACUUACAUGUUGAAUCAAGACCCGGAACUGAUAUUUAUGGGCGGCAUUUUAGGGUUGUUGGGUUGAGUAAAACCGAUUUGUUUAAAAUUGUUUCAACUCCUGAGAUCUCACUAUACGAUUAUGAUAAGUGCAUUGGUGAAGUUUGUUAAUAAAGAUGUGGAUGGUGGUAUAACUGGUCUUCACAUGGCGGCAUUAAAUGGGUAUGCUGAUUGUGUACAGCUGCUUCUCGAUCUGCAUGCAGAUACAUCAGUUCUCACGUUCCAUUAUGGAACUUCAAUGGAUUUGAUAGGUAUGUCGGUUGUUCGAAUAUCACGUUCCAUUAUGGAACAUCAAUGGAUUUGAUAGGUACGUCGGUCGUUCGAGAUCCAAAUAAUAAUGUUUGUCACUAGACGUUAUCAUUCAACCGAUUUACAUAUUAAUGGGUCAAUUUGGAUCUUGGUUUUAAA
This is a messenger RNA of Helianthus annuus (common sunflower), 666 nucleotides long. RefSeq lists its product as uncharacterized. Gene Ontology annotation, biological process: RNA methylation. The coding region runs from base 1 to 369 and encodes 122 amino acids. The record is from RefSeq and is a predicted model, not a curated record. The transcript is spliced from 5 exons. NCBI's taxonomy places the organism in Eukaryota, Viridiplantae, Streptophyta, Magnoliopsida, Asterales, Asteraceae. Gene Ontology annotation, molecular function: methyltransferase activity.